AUGAUCUCAGCCACACGUCGCUGGCUUCGGCGAAACCGCAAUGGAAUUGCCAUUGGUGCUGGCGUUAUCGGCGCUACAUAUUUGGCAGGACAAUAUGUCCUGGGCAAGAUCAACGAGGCACGGGAACGCAUGCAGAUGGACAGAAUAGCGAAAGACAACAUCCGACGACGAUUUGAACAAAAUCAGACCGACUGUACCAUCACCGUUCUGGCCCUCCUACCGACCCUGACUGAGAAUGUGUUGGACGAGCUACCUGUUGAGCAGUUGACACAUGAACUGCAACAAAAGAAGGCUGAACGGUUGGCACGUGCUUCAGGCGAAGGCAAGUCCGAGGCCUCAAGCAUGCAGGAUGGCGACACGGUCAGCAUGUCCAGUUUUCAAACUGGCAGCUUUGUCCAUGCUAGCCAAUAUCCCAUGGAGGGAAGCCAAGGGCGACCGCGAAGGACAAAGGCCCAACUCUGGAACGAGUUGAAGGUCACAUCCAUCACACGGGCGUUCACCCUGAUUUAUUGUUUAUCACUCCUCACCAUCCUGACCCGAAUCCAACUUAACCUGCUGGGACGCCUGAACUACCUAUCCUCUGUAAUAUCGCUGACGCAGCCUCCCCCACCUGGACGAGCCAAUUCAAUCUCACUAGAAGACCACGAUGAUGGCAAUGCAAACACCAGCUUUGGGAACGACUUCGAAACGAAUCGAAGGUACCUCACAUUCUCAUGGUACUUAUUGCACAAAGGCUAUAUACAGAUCAUGGCGAAAGUAAGAACGGCUGUCGAAGAGGUCUUUGGCGGCAUCUCGCCCAAUGAGGGAAUAACGGCCACCAGGCUCAGCGACUUGGUCCUCGCAGUCCGGAAACAUGUCGAAGGCGGCUCUGAGCAGGAGAGGUACGCCACGAGGUGGCUUCAGUAUAUGUUGCCCCCGAGGGAAGAGGAAGAGGCAGUCCUGAUCGAGUCAGGCGUCAUCACCCCAACUCCAUCGUCUCCUCCUGACCCAGUUUCUGAAGGAGGGAGCCGAUGGACACAGAGCACAUCUGCUCGAAUUGACACGUCAACAGGACCUUUGCGGCACCUGCUUGACGAGACAGCCGAUCUGAUCGACUCGCCCACAUUCACCAGAAUCCACACUAUUCUUCUCGGGUCUAUGUUUUCCUAUUUGAUUGACACCAAAGUCAUUCAGCAGCUAUACCCGCAGCCGGCGACGUUACAGCCUCAUUCUCCCUCGUCCUCGAUCUCCGGCACGCCGCACCCGCGCAUUAUAGACCUUGAUUCAGCGGUCACGGUGGUUCCAGGGGAGCCGCGCGUCAAGCUGGCCAACAUCCUCGCCGUUGUAACCCGUCAGGCCCAUGCAAUCGGCAACGGCAACAACCCUCCCAACGAAUACUUGUCUACCGCGGAAGCGGAAGUGAAAGAGCUCGAGGCGUUCGCGGCCGUCAUUUACACCAGCAACUUGGAGCAGAGUCUUGAAGAAACUCGACGCAGCCCUUCUACGGCUAGUGGGCUGAAAGGCACAGACGGGGUCGCAGCCAGCGACGUGGGGACCGUGCCGGUGGAGGAGAUGAUCGAGAGCAAACUCGAGAGUGCAUGGACCAAGGUCACUGAGCCGAUCCUUCCUUCCAGAUGA
Messenger RNA from Capronia epimyces CBS 606.96, 1617 nucleotides. RefSeq lists its product as uncharacterized. Gene Ontology annotation, biological process: protein import into peroxisome membrane. Gene Ontology annotation, molecular function: protein-macromolecule adaptor activity. Gene Ontology annotation, cellular component: peroxisomal membrane. NCBI's taxonomy places the organism in Eukaryota, Fungi, Ascomycota, Eurotiomycetes, Chaetothyriales, Herpotrichiellaceae. Bases 1 to 1617 code for a protein of 538 amino acids. The record is from RefSeq and is a predicted model, not a curated record. The transcript is spliced from 2 exons.